Coregonus clupeaformis (lake whitefish) is the source of this 2539-nucleotide messenger RNA. RefSeq names its product V-set and transmembrane domain-containing protein 4-like. The record is from RefSeq and is a predicted model, not a curated record. The transcript has 9 exons. NCBI's taxonomy places the organism in Eukaryota, Metazoa, Chordata, Actinopteri, Salmoniformes, Salmonidae. Bases 150 to 1247 code for a protein of 365 amino acids.
GUGAGGAGGGUGGUUCUAAGCAGAAACAGAGCGAACCCUAUUUCAUAUUACACAUGAAUGCAGAAAAAAAGAAAAGGGGAAUCCUGAGCUGAGGCUCUUUACUUUGGGAGACAUUUAACUGUUUUUUAUGGAGACUGCUGGUCUGGAAAAUGAAGAUCUCUUCAGUGGUCAUAGUUCUCCUGACCAGAGCGUUCAUUGGAGAAGUGUGCCAGGCCAUCAACGUCACUGUCACCCCCUCCCCGUUCACGGUGGCCCAGGAGGGCGAGAACGUCACCCUGACCUGCCAGGUGUCCCAGAGACGUCGCUCCAGCAGCCUGCCUGUAGUCAAAUGGACCUUCCUUCCCGAACGUUCUUCCAGCGACGAAGAGUUCCUCAUCGCCAGGGUCAACAUGAGAAAGGCCAGGUUCUAUGGGAACUAUACCAAGAGCUUCCCCUGGCCUAAACUGAAGCUGACAGUGGUCAAGCAGGGGAAGAUUUUCGACCUGCUCAUUAUGAACAUCUCAGAAGAGGACCGCGGACUCUACAUAUGCCGGGUGCAGGAGUUCAAGAGGCACCAGAACCGAUGGAAGGCAUCAACGAACUCUACGGCCGCCACCGAGCUUAGAAUGCAUGUCCUACCAGCGACCACGGCCAAGAAGAGUCUGUGGAGACUGUUUGAAGACGUGUACCUGUGCGCUGUGCUGAUCUGCUCUGUUGGACUGUUGUGCAUGUGCAUGUUCACCGUGGCGGUGACCUGCCAAUAUGUUCAGAGGAAGAAGAAGUUAAAAGACAACUACCAUUUGGUCAAGAGCCUACAGAACAGUUCAGGGGAGAUGGUGACCAGUCUAGUCAGUGUGUCUUCUGCCCUGCCCAAAAAGCAGAGGAGGUACAGGAAGAAACGGAGCAAAACGCAGUCAGAGAUACCACCAGAAAUACCAGUUAAAGCACCCAUAGCAGACAAAAUCCCAAAACCCAAACUUUUAAAGGUACAGCCGAUGAAAGUGGUCUUGCCGAAGAUUACAGAGGAGAGCCUGACAUAUGCAGAGUUGGAGCUGGUCAAGCCUCUGCCGGACAACAAAGCCUCGUGCACAAGCACCGUGUACGCCCAGAUCCUCUUUGAGGAGAGCAGUACUGCAGCUGCGAAGGUUGACAUUAAGGCAACAAUUAGACGCCCACCCUCAGGCGAUACAUUUGUGCUAUCACACAGCUCUUUCAACUGGUGCCAAAGUCAACGGGCUCUUGGUGACCCACUGUACUCAGAGCUGUGAUCAGCUGUGACGGAACAGUUUAACUGGCUGCAAACAAAAGUCAUUGUUUGGUUUGACUUGUAGCACCAGUGUAUUCCUCUCACCUUAUGAUUACAUAGCACAUCAUUAGGUGAGAUUUUUGUAGUUUUGACUCCUGAUAAGAACUACACCAAUGACUAACUGCCGUUUCUUUAUCUCUCAAGAUCUGCACAACAGCGGAGAUAUUGUCUUCUGGUUUUUACUUUUCCGUGAAUUUAAGUGUGUGUAAAAAUGCUUAGUAUGUUUAAUGACCCCUUGGCUUUAACCAUGGUAAAGUGAGCAAAACAAAAGGUAAUUUUUUCUCCCCCAGUGAACUUGAAAUGCCAGACAUCCAGGCACCAUAACCAUUCCCCAUCCCCCAUUAGUCUCUCUCAUUCAUGAAGAUCUAUACAUUGACUAAUAAUCCCCAGAGUGCAUUGAGACGAUUCCAUGUAGGAAAAAAACAAGUCCUUCCCACAUACAUUGACCACAAUGAAAUCUAUCUACACACAUCUACACAAUGACUCAAAGUAAACUUCCUGGGGUGAGAAAAAUAUCUUAAAACCUUUUUAAACUGUGAAAAUUAGUCUCCUCCAAACCACAUUUGACUUAAUGGGAGGCCACUGCGUGGACCUCUAACUAGAACCAUGUGUGAAUGCUGAACAUUGCACUUUCCUCUGCACUUUUCCUCUGCCAUUCGUUUCACCCGGAGAGUGCCGUCGUCCGCACUCGUCAACAUUACUCUCCUUUCUAUUUGGAGCGCUUCUGUUGUUUGUUUUUGUCAUUUGAAAUGACAUGUCGUCGUUGUCUGAUGAAAACCUUGUAACUCCAUUUUUGCCAAUUUAAAUGUUUUUACAUUUAUUCAAUGUACUCUCAACAUAUCAAUUCACUAGGACCAAGAAAAUGUAUUCAAAAUAGCUUCUGAGGUUUCAUAAUUGUAUGUUUGUUUCAUUUACUGAAAAGUUUCUGUUUUGGAGAUAAGAGGUUUUCAUCAGACAGCGAUGAUAUGUGUGUGUAUAAUGUAUUAUAAAUGUGUUGUAUAAACAUAAAGCAGAUGCAUAUGAUCAGUGGUUAUUAAUCGCGUUUCCUUGUGCUUUCCUUCAAACCUCAACAGGAUAUCACUUCAGUGAAAAGUCAUGUUAUAAGGAAAAGGGAAAUCGAACAACUAGCAGGUAAAAGAGAGAUUUUGUGGUUUGACCAUACCUCCAUGUGUGCUUAAUUGAGGAAAUGGAGAGUGGGGUAAGGAGUGUCUCCUAUUGUGGAGGAAUAACUGUAAUGAGAGAGAGAGAGAGAGA